Symsagittifera roscoffensis is the source of this 1047-nucleotide messenger RNA. RefSeq lists its product as uncharacterized. NCBI's taxonomy places the organism in Eukaryota, Metazoa, Xenacoelomorpha, Acoela, Convolutidae. The transcript is spliced from 5 exons. The record is from RefSeq and is a predicted model, not a curated record. Bases 1 to 1047 code for a protein of 348 amino acids.
AUGGAAAACGACAGCCUACAAGAGCAAUUCAGUGACCGAAAGUUGGCUGAGGUACUGAUCGAGCUGGAAACCGCAAGAAUUCCGGGAUCGGAGGAAGACUCCAAACCCCAAAAGGUGAAUGCGAAGAGAGGCUUCACCAGUGGACAAAUGUGGUUGCGGAGGUCAUCUUGGUGUCCACAUCCUCAGGCAGUCUUGAACGAAGACGUCACAGAGCGAGUGAGACUAUCACCAGGGAAGGAUGAGAAUCUGGGAAACCUAUACGUGAUACACAAACUGAGCCUGCCUCAUCGAGAAGAAUCUGAAGAAGAUAUGAGCAAGUCGAACGAGUCUUCUAAGAUGAUAGAGCCAGGCAGUUGUCUUAAUCUAGCAGUUGUCUCUGUGGGGGUGGAGAGCAUUCUUGUGACAGGCUGUCUUGCUCGCAACUUCUGUCUCAUGCGGUUCUGGCUGGGAGUGCGCCAGAGUAGCAGAAUUGGCCAGUCGGAUGACGGACACCAGUUCGAACAACUCAUCAGACCCUACUACUCUGAGCUCAACUGGUACUCCUACAGAGAAGACGAGGAAGAUGGGUGCUGUAGUUACCAAGUGACAACUUACCUUCAAUACGGACAGCGGUUUGGACUAUCUCCGGAAGAAUACUUCAACAAGGUCUACAACAUGGGGGUAGUUGAAGACAAACAGUUGGUUUAUCUCAAGGCUCGAUGGAAUCAAUUUUUCUGCAUGAAUAUCAUCGAGCAAGUUGGAUUCGGCCGCGGCGUGCUUCGGAUAGUGGGUGUCAACGGCCAGAGGGCUCGCAGCAAGUUCAUGAUGCCCCCUUUGGGCGAAGCAGACGGCUUCUUCAAGUUCCCAGCCGAACAUCUGCAAAGUAGAUUAACAUUCGAGUGGUUCCUUUACAAUGUCAUUUGCGAAGAGAAAAGCUGGCUCUGUGUGAAUGGGCGGAAUGGUACAGCGAACCGUGCUGGUGGUUUGACGCCGGGUCAACUGAAUCGACGACGAAUGCUAACUUUUACCAAAGUCAACAGCAAUGUGACUAAAAAUUUGUUCAAUUAA